Penicillium bovifimosum is the source of this 2046-nucleotide messenger RNA. RefSeq lists its product as uncharacterized. The transcript has 3 exons. The record is from RefSeq and is a predicted model, not a curated record. Lineage: Eukaryota; Fungi; Ascomycota; Eurotiomycetes; Eurotiales; Aspergillaceae. Bases 1 to 2046 code for a protein of 681 amino acids. Gene Ontology annotation, biological process: signal transduction.
AUGCGACGCCUGAAAACUGUGUUCCGGUCAUCCAAGUCCGAUAACCCUGCCUCUCGUUCCGGCGGCUCACGGCGCCACCACUCGCAUGAGGGAGAUCCAGUGAAACCUCCAUCAGACACCACUUCGAGGGAGGUAAGAGAUGAGAGGGAAUUGGCUGCAGUUGCGAGCGAUAAUGCUGGCGAAACUCGGGCGAAAGCUCAACAUGCCGAAAACACCGGCGAUCUUUCUCGGUCGAAGAACGGCACUAGACGCCUCAAGAGGAUGGUCAAUCGUUUCCGUGGCAGCUCACAACAAGAUGAAGAACCGAUGACAGAGCCACAGCCUCAAGAGCAGCAGGAGGCUGCCCGCAGAGAGUCGACCGUCGGACCCCUGACCUCUAAUCCUUUUGAGCUCGAAGCACCUGCCUCUGCUCCUGCGCCUGCAGUUGCUCAGGACCCAACUCCGAACCCAACCACUGUCAAGACAGUGAGGUUCAAUGAGUUGACGGAGACUCGAGAGGCCAGUGUUCAGACUUCCAAUUCCCAACAGUCUAGCCCGACGAGAGACUGCCAUGAUCGUCCCCAGGAAAUCCCAGAACCUGCUCUGGAAGCCUGGGAGGAGUGGGUGCGGCCAGGACUGAUGCUGUAUGAGACUGAGCAACGUCAACAUGUUCCCGAAGUCUCGGACCCGUUCUCUGAUGGCAAGGCUGUCGACAAUCAAAGUCAACAAAGUCUAGAAGCCCAGCAGGCAAGGCCAGGACCCUCGGGGCGUGCGGGUCACAACCGAGAGACAUCCAGAGGCUCUGAAGCGAGUCAAGCGACACUAGAUUCAAUUGCGGAGACUGAUGUCGAUGCAAUUACCCCAGCUCCGCUCCCACCUUCCCAGACAGGCUCAGUCCGCAGCCAAAGUAGUCGAGUUAGUUGGACUAGCACCCUCGACGGGCAGAAAGCGACGUUGGCCUUCAACCAGAUGGCGACUCAGUUCGGGGUCCCGAUUAUCAUUCCCAUUGAGGACGCUGCAGUUGGUACAACAGCAGGAGCCACUCCCGCCACAGAGGAAGAGACCGGUCGUCGUAGAUUCGGCUUUCUGGGCAAAGUUCGCAAGGUGCGAUCGAAUCUGGCUGUCGACACGGCACCUCCCUCACCAACUCCCAAGCUACGACGAAGGAAGACAUUUGCGAACCUUCGCCAUCCCAAUCCGAUGACUUCGUUGGAAGGAAGGUCGAUCGAGACUUUGGCUCGUCUUGGAGGACAUGCGUAUCUCAUGCAUACAGAUUUGGCUCCCUGUCCCGCACAGCUGCCCGCGUGCAUUGUAGCGAUGUUGAAUUUUCUACAUAAAUAUGGGCUGGAAACUCCGGGUCUCUUCAUCCAUCGCGGCGACGUGAAAGCCGCUAUUCGCCUGUAUGACCACUACUCUGAACAUGUGCUCACGGCUGAGAAAGAGGAGUCCAGAAUCGACUUGACGAUGCGUUUGGUUGCUAUGCCCACGCUCAGUGGAGGUACAGACACCGCGCCAGUGCUAAGUGUGGCGUGGACGCUAAAAGCAUUGUUGGCGGGGCUUCCCAUCGGGAUCCUCGGGAGUGUCCGGCUCUACCAAGUCUUGAAUGCCAUGUACCAUCACUCCAUUCCCAAUCCCAUGCAUCCCCUCCGUGUCCCAGCCUGCAUCGCUGAAGCCACUCCCGUUACUGCCGCCCGGGUGCAGCUUAUGUGCCUCGCUCUCAUUGCCCUGGUGCCGGAGAUGCAGCGCGACCUGAUCUGUUCGGUGUUUGGUCUACUUGCCUUGAUGGUGAAGGACCCCAAUCUUCGGGACCAGCAACCCGGGAUGGAGCUCCGGGAGCUUAGUGACCCAGUGGCGAACCCGAACUUCCAUGAUUUGGCACGGGCAUUUGGGCCGCUGCUCCUCGGGGUCAGGGGGCGAGAGAACCGAGAAAGAAAAGAUGCUGCGGCCCAGGUGUUACAGGAGGUGGAGGAGCAAAGGGUGGCGGGAUUGAUGCUCAAUAAUUGGCAUUAUGUCCAUCGGCAACUUCAAUACUGGACGAAGUGUCGAUACAUGGUGAGCAAGGAAUAG